ACAUCCACACCUUUAAGGACCUGCGCGUCUUUGUACUGUGGCCUGCGCCGGGAUUCGAACCUGCAACCUUCUUGCGUCCAGCACCCAGUAGCUACACAGCAUCAUCAUCAUCAGGUCCGGAUAUUAACGCUAAAUAAAGCAGAACUUUCCCAUGAGGCCAUUGGAUGCGCGCAAACCUUGGCAGAAAAACAGCCGCGGUUGCUAGGCGACCACAUAAGUACCUCCACGAGCGGCGGGUCCUCGGUGUCACAGGUGCGAUGCUGCCUUCAGUUCACCAGCCUCCGAGCCCGUCUCGGCCAAUCAGAGCCGAGAGCCGCCCACCCUCCGCACGGCUCCCCUCCGCCCAGGCACGGCUCUAAUUGGCUGAUGCGCAAAUCAAUUUCCCCCAAUCCGCUACUCUCUCUGAAUAAAUACUUGUUGGAAAUCUGCCCUCCCACUGAUAUCCAUGUAAUGCUCGGCGUAGUGUCACUCACUGAUCACACACAGGGGCUGCAUUUAAGCCUUGGAGAGCUUGGAGGGGGCAGAGGCAGAGGCUGAGGCUGAUGCAGCUUUAAAGGCAGGAAAAUCUGAAAACUCCCCAAAAAACUGUCACCAUGAGUCUCAACUACGCGUCAGCGGCGCCCACGCAGAGGUCCACGUCCUUCUUCAUCGAGGACAUCUUAUUGCACAAACCCAAGCCGCUCAGAGAGGUCAUCCCCUCGCCGUUCUGCAGCACCCUGGCCUCCAGGAUGCCCAUCCUCGAGUACGGAUACCCGCUGAUGCCGACCCCGAUACUGGCGCCGCAUCCGCACCAUCCUCUGCACAAGCCGGAGCACCACCAGUACUUCUUCACGUCUGGGAUGCAGAUGCCGGCUCUCUUCCAGCAUCACGCGGAGUUACCGGGGAAGCACUGCAGACGCCGGAAGGCCCGGACGGUUUUCUCCGACUCGCAGCUGUCCGGCCUGGAGAAGAGGUUCGAGAUCCAGCGGUACCUGUCCACGCCGGAGAGAGUGGAGCUGGCCACGGCGCUCAGCCUGUCCGAGACACAGGUGAAGACGUGGUUCCAGAACCGGCGGAUGAAGCACAAGAAGCAGCUGAGGAAAGCGCAGGACGAGCGGAAGACGCCCGGGGGAGGAGGAGAGCUGGAGCGAUCCGCGGACAACUCGAGCGAGAGCGAACUGAACGAGAAGAGCGGCGAGGAGCUGAAGCUGGACCGGCUGGAGCCGGACUCGUACAUGCUGGAGGAGAACGACGACGACGACGAGGAUGACGACGAUGUGGAUAUCGAGGAGGACAUUUGCUCCCCGGAUCAUCUACUAUAGUAGGCUGCAGCAGCACUGUAAAUACUCUGCACAGACUCUCUGCCUCGUUACAAAUAUAAAUAUAAGUUACUGUUAAAAUAAUGAGGAUGGUUUAAUAUUUAUUCAAACAUGCAAAAUGGGCCCAUUGAUUUUUUUUUUUACAGUUGCCUCUAUGUAUAUGACAAUAUAUCACGCUAUUAUUAUUAUUACUACUAUCAUUAUAAUUAUUGUUAUGACUUAAAGUCAUUUGUUUGAUUAAAAAUGUCACAUUUCUUUAAUUCCAGACGUAAAUCUGUAAAUAUGAGAAAUAACCACGCGUCAUGCUGCCCCAUCCUUUUGCACUUUUAUCCUACAUUUCCCAUAAUUCUCUUUUUUUAUCGUUAUAAUAUUUUUUGUUCUUCUUCUAAUAUUUGAUUUGCAGUUUGUGCAUAAUUGUUGCAUUUUUUUGCAAGUUUUUGAUUGGAGACACUGCGCUUCAGUGACUUGCAUUUCUAUUUUUUUGUCUGUAAAUAUAUAUAUAGUAUAUAAAUAAUGACUCGGUUCUCGGUUUGUUCCGUUACGUUGGUCUGAGUGGAGGAUACUGGAUCCACAUGAUCCGGUUCUGACGGUCAGACGUUCAAGUGGGUUCAAACGGCUCUUUGCUCAGUUGUUGUAAGCGCUUUCAUUAGGACGCAGCCUCCGCAGCGUGCAGCUCGGCGCAUGAAUGCGAGGCUGCUGGCUCUCUGCUGGGCUCCCUGCACGGUGGGGUGUGCAACCCGCGGUGCUUUAAGCCAACAAACAGGAGUGCAAAACACAGACAGCAAGACGGUGCAAACAGUCAGCAGCUGCUAAACGUUUGCACCAGACUGCCUGUUGGAAAAAAGACGAUUUAACCAAGUCCCUCUAUCAGGAGGCUUCUGGUGAAAUUCUGCUUGGUUGAGAAUGGAUUUUUUUUUAAUGAUCUGAUAUGAAAAAAUCUGAUUUUUCUAAUAUUUCUGUGGAACAUGCAUGCAGGUCUUUCACAGAGGUAAAGGCUUGAUGGAUGCAAUUUGAUGUUGUCAAGAAAAUCAAUCAGUGAACAGUCGGAUGGAAAUAUUGUGCAGCACAUGAAAUGCUUCAUUUUCCUAAAUAAAAUGAACUGAAAACAAA
Molecule: messenger RNA, 2408 nt
Organism: Larimichthys crocea (large yellow croaker)
Lineage: Eukaryota; Metazoa; Chordata; Actinopteri; Sciaenidae
Gene: bsx
Product: brain-specific homeobox
Exons: 3
Coding region: 594-1301 (235 amino acids)
Biological process (GO): regulation of DNA-templated transcription
Molecular function (GO): DNA binding; DNA-binding transcription factor activity, RNA polymerase II-specific
Source: RefSeq, a predicted model, not a curated record